AUACUGCUCCCAUUUUUAUGAGUUCAUCACCAAGUCCUGCUUCUGUAACUGUUUCUAUGAGUUUUCCAUUUUUACCUACAUUAGGGUGCUCACGGACCUGGUUUCUGUCCCUUCUCAGCCCUUGUUUCUGACAAUGGCAACCUAGUUCCCAACAGGCGAUCUAGGGGGCGCUGGGCUGACCCAGGAACGGUCCGGGGAUUCCCAAUGGCUCCGCGGAUUGCCCGGAGAAGGGCCUCGACACAGACAUCAUUCUUUAAGCCCGGGGCUGUGAGCUUCGCGGACGUGGCCGUGUACUUCUCCCCGGAGGAGUGGGGAUGUCUGCGACCGGCGCAGAGAGCCCUGUACCGGGAGGUGAUGCGCGAGACCUACGGUCUCCUGGGAUCUCUCGGAGUCGGAGGCGCCAAACCAGCACUCAUCUGCUGGGUGGAGGAAGAGGCCGAACUGUGGGGACCCCGUGCCCAGGAUCCAGACAUGACCAUGUGCAAGACAGAAGCUGACUCAGAUUGCAGACACAAGGAGGAAAGGAAGAGAGCAAGGAAAGAGACUGAGACAACCCAGAAGAUAUUUUCCACAGAAGCUGGGCCAAAGGAGCCACGCCCCUCAUUUGCUGGGCCCCCUAGCAACUUGGAGCUGCUGUCCAAGGACCCUCAACAGGGGCAGCCUGUGAUCAGUGGUAUCCAUUCAACUGUCCUAAGGGCAGACAAGCGUCAUGGAUGCCACAUGUGUGGGAAAAGUUUUCCCCGACAGUCCAAAUUGGUGGAGCAUCUGUACACUCACACAGGUGAAAAGCCAUUCCGUUGCCCUGACUGCAACAAGUGUUUUGGCCGGGCUUCUUCCCUGAGCAUGCACCGAGCCAUACACCGAGGGGAACGACCUCAUCGGUGUCCUGACUGUGGGAAGGGUUUUACCCAGCGAUCCACAUUGGUGGCACACAUGUACACUCACACAGGUGAAAAGCCAUUCCGUUGCCCUGACUGCAACAAAUCCUUCAGCAGACCUUCUUCCCUGAGCACACACCGGGCCAUACACCGAGGGGACCGGCCAUAUAGCUGUCGGGACUGUGGCCGGACCUUCACGCAUCGCUCUGGCCUCACUACCCAUCUUCGUGUCCACACUGGGGAGAAGCCUUACUGUUGUACUGAUUGUGGACGCUGCUUCAGCCAGAGCUCAGGGCUCCAUGAGCACCAGCGGGUGGCGCACAGCGGCUUGACCCCCUUUAUUUGCUCACACUGUGGCAGAGCCUUUGCCCGAGCUGCAUAUCUUCGAUGCCACAUGCGCACCCACACGGGUGAAAAACCUUAUUCAUGCCCUGACUGUGGACGCUGCUUUAGCCAGAGCUCUGACUUGGCAGCCCACAGGCGGACUCACACUGGUGAGCGUCCCUACGCCUGCCCUCAAUGUGGCAGACGCUUUCUGACUAAGUCAGCUAUGACAAAGCACCAGUGGAUCCAUCGGCCAGGAGGCAAAGGACAUAAGGACAGAAAAGAAAGUUAGUUACCUAUAUCCCUGGGCACUGGCCAAGAGGACCCGGAUCCACCGGUGGGUUUCCAGCACUACCCAGAGAUAUUCCAGGAGUGUGGGGGAUGGUCUUAAAAGUGCCAACACAGA
Messenger RNA from Arvicanthis niloticus (Nile rat), 1608 nucleotides. RefSeq lists its product as uncharacterized. Gene Ontology annotation, biological process: regulation of transcription by RNA polymerase II. The record is from RefSeq and is a predicted model, not a curated record. Gene Ontology annotation, molecular function: DNA-binding transcription factor activity, RNA polymerase II-specific; RNA polymerase II cis-regulatory region sequence-specific DNA binding. Lineage: Eukaryota; Metazoa; Chordata; Mammalia; Rodentia; Muridae.